GAAGGUGGUGGCGGCCCUGCGCGGGGGGAGGGGGGCGCUGACCCGGAUGUUCACUCCUGGGCACCCGGGGAAGUGGAAGCGCUGGGCCCUGCUGCGGGGGGGAGAGCCACAGACGCCGGGACCGGGACCGCCGCCGCCGCCGCCACCAUGAGUGACCAGCAGCUGGACUGUGCCUUGGACUUGAUGAGGCGCCUGCCUCCACAGCAAAUCGAGAAAAACCUCAGCGACCUGAUCGACCUGGUCCCCAGUCUAUGUGAGGAUCUCCUGUCUUCUGUUGACCAGCCACUGAAAAUCGCCAGAGACAAGGUGGUGGGAAAGGAUUAUCUUUUGUGUGACUACAACAGAGAUGGGGACUCCUAUAGGUCACCAUGGAGUAACAAGUAUGACCCUCCUUUGGAAGAUGGGGCCAUGCCUUCUGCUCGACUGAGAAAGCUGGAGGUGGAAGCCAACAAUGCCUUUGACCAGUAUCGAGACCUGUAUUUUGAAGGCGGCGUCUCAUCUGUCUACCUCUGGGAUCUGGAUCAUGGUUUUGCUGGAGUCAUCCUCAUAAAGAAGGCUGGAGAUGGAUCAAAGAAGAUCAAAGGCUGCUGGGAUUCCAUCCACGUGGUGGAAGUGCAGGAGAAAUCCAGCGGUCGCACCGCCCAUUACAAGCUGACCUCCACGGUGAUGCUGUGGCUGCAAACCAACAAGUCUGGCUCUGGCACAAUGAACCUCGGAGGCAGCCUUACCAGACAGAUGGAGAAAGAUGAAACCGUGAGCGACUGCUCCCCGCACAUAGCCAACAUCGGGCGCCUGGUAGAGGACAUGGAAAAUAAAAUCAGAAGUACGCUGAAUGAGAUCUACUUUGGAAAAACAAAGGACAUCGUCAAUGGGCUGAGAUCUGUUGACGUUAUCCCCGACAACCCCAAGUUUCAGCAGCUGCAGAGGGAGCUUUCCCAAGUGCUGACGCAGCGCCAGAUCCACAUCCAGCCUGAUAAUUAAGCCGCUCCAGGUACCCUGCCUGCGAGGCGUGCGCGCCCGCCCACUAAACAGGACUCACCAACCCGCCGACACCGCCCGACCACUUACACCCCACUAACCCUGUGUCUCCCGGCUGCCAGCAGCCACGUUAACGUGUAGAUUCGCCCCACGUAACAUGGACCCGUAUCACGCGUGUGUGUGUGUGCGCGCUUUGCACUCUGGGCUGGGGCGGUGUGAGGCAGGUGGGCGGUUUGGGCUUCUGCUCCUGAAGAAGCCCAGUCCAGGGGAUGCCUUUGCCUCCCCAUCAAAGCCGCUCGUCUGCCUGCUCUGAUGGCCCUGCCUUCCGCUCCGCCCGCGGCUUUGGGGCAGCCUCUGAAUCUGCUGUAGACGGGGCCUUGCCAGCUCUUCCACCAAGGACCCCAGAAGCCAAAUAAGCCCCCUUCUCAGUGGGAGAGGGUCUGUUAGGGGCCAAGGACCCCGCAGACCCGUUGCCUCUGGAGCUGCUGGGACCAGCAUAACCCUCCGCCCCUAACGAGCUGCAGCUGUCCUCUUAGAUGCCUGACGCUGCCGGAAAGGAGAGCAGUCUUGCUUGUUGACAGUGGCUGAGAACCGUGACUUGAGCUUGUGACAAAUGCAGAUGUGUGAAAGCAGCCAGCAUCCCGGAGCGGAGGAGGCAAACUGGUUUUUACAGAAGGGGUUUGGGAACCGGGCCGGGCAGUGCUGUGGAGCCCAGGGUUGGGGGCUUUCCCCAGGCCCCAGGGGCUGGACUCAGAGGCCCCGACCUGGAAGAGGCUCCGUGGAGUUUUGGGGGCCGUGGGUAGAGGGGCACUUAUGUAACCAGGCGGGGUGCUCUUCUGCAUCCUGGGAUUUCAGCACAGUCUUGUCAGCAUGUGCCAACCUCAGGCCCCAGGCAUCUGUCAGCCUCUGGCCUCGUUCUGGGACAGUCACACUCCCAUCACAGCAUUGAGAAACCCCUUCUGUAAGGUGUUCCACGUGGUGCAGUUUUCUCCCCAGCCCCUCAGCUUUUAGGGUGGGUCUAGAAUCUUUUGGAUCCCUUGCCUGGGCCAGUCCCAUGUCCACCCACUGGAGGCUUUCUGACAGAGACCCUGCCCCCGCCCCUCCCCCCCAGCAGUGGGCAGCCCGGCACCUGCUGUCCAGAAUGGGUCCUCCCUCCUGCUGCCUGGCAGUGACUUCCCCGAGCUCUGUCCCCUCAACAAGUGUCCUGCUCCUCAUACCUCCAGCUGUUCCAAGCCUAACGUCCGUCCCUUACCUGGUUCUAACUCUGGACAUUUCUCCUUUGGGGGCUGGGGGGGCCCCGCUAGCCUGGUGUGCUCCUUCCCAGAAGAGCGACACCCCUACGGGCCAGAGCUGUGUGGGCUGCCUCUGCCCACUGCGUCCUCCCGCUGGGCAUGGUAACCUCCCAUGGGGAGCUUUCCAGUGGUGGUCUUCUGGUGGUUGGAGCCUGAGGGCCACCGGGGCUGGGGUCUGACCCUUCCUUCGGCCUCCACAGAGCAGGGUAGAUCCUCAGAAAUGUGGAUUUCAGCAGUCUCAGCCAAAAACGUCUGCAUUUCUCCUGGGAGUUUUUCACUUGCACACAGGCUCUUUCUUGUCUCUGCCACCUCUUUGCCGUUUCCAGGGUCCUUCCCGUGAUGUUUCUAGGACUCAGCAGCCAGAAUUCCCCUUGGGAUUCUUCCGUUUCUCCCAGGUCCUGCUUCAUUGUACUUCACUCACAGUCGGCAAAGGGGGCUGCUUUUUGGUCCUUCCUUCCUGCUCUUUUUCUCGGUCAGUGCGUAUCAAGCGUGAUUUCGAAGGAGCAGACUGUCCACUGCAUUCCUGAGAGGCAGCCUCCCAAUCUUUCUUUCCACUGCUUUGAAACUCUUGGAAAAUUUAGAAAUAGUUUAAUAUGUUCUUGGUUAACCCACACAUUGGGUACUUCAACCAAGUUAUCAUUCAGAUAAUUGCCGAGGCAUCUCUCUGAGCCUCAGUUUCCUCAUCUGUAGAUUGGGAAUGAUGCUCAGACCCCUCCAGGAUGCUUGUGAGAGUUAAAUGUGUGUGUGAAGCACUUUGUAAAUUGUACAGCCUUUACAAAGCUUAGUUGUGCACUUUGUCGAACCCGACGUAAGUGAACAUUUCCCCUCAGAUCCAGGAUUGGAUGGCAGCGACUCCGGGCCCUAACCCCAGCCCUGUGCUGCCCCUUGAAGUUGCGGCUGAGGGAUUUCCUUGGCCAAGAUGGUGCCUCACAGCAGAAGCAUGAACGUGCUUGCCAUCCAGGUGCCAUUCAGGCCAUGAACACAGUGGGCUCAGAUGUCCAAGGGGCUGAGGACCAGCAUUGCACCCGCCUGCACUUGGGGGAGCAGCGAGUCCCCUGCUGGGCAGGGGAGAGGUCAAGGGGAAGGUUUGUGGCGGGGUCCUCGUGGCCCAGAGUCCUUACCUCUCGGCCCCCGGCCUGAGUCCACCGCUGGUCUGAAGCCCAGAAGGUCUUUGCUACGUCCUGCUUGGAAGCCACUUCUGGUCCAGGCUGAUGUUAGGACCUGUGCCCAGAGGAGUGGGCUAGGGUUCUGGUGGCCAGGUCACCCCAGCCUGGUGCAGAGGUGGCCUCCCCUGUGGUGCCCGGUGAGGUGCUGAGGGCCCGGCCUCGGGCUCCAGGCCCCUCCAUGUCCUGUCGGCCGAGCUCCUGGAGCAGGUGGGGGCUGCAUGGUGGCCCUCAGCCCCUCGCUGCCGCCCUCUUCUGUUCUACCUGCUAAUGACAAUUCUUCU
Messenger RNA from Camelus dromedarius (Arabian camel), 3717 nucleotides. RefSeq names its product capping actin protein of muscle Z-line subunit beta (gene CAPZB). The record is from RefSeq and is a predicted model, not a curated record. Gene Ontology annotation, molecular function: actin filament binding. Gene Ontology annotation, biological process: actin cytoskeleton organization; cell morphogenesis; regulation of lamellipodium assembly. The coding region runs from base 148 to 981 and encodes 277 amino acids. Gene Ontology annotation, cellular component: cytoplasm; F-actin capping protein complex. The transcript is spliced from 9 exons. NCBI's taxonomy places the organism in Eukaryota, Metazoa, Chordata, Mammalia, Artiodactyla, Camelidae.